UCAAGCAGGUACCGCCUGGCGACUACCUUUUUUCCCCCCCUCCUCUGCACACGACAACAUGGAGAUGAGGAAGAGGGGUGUUAUCCCACCCCCAUGCAUUCUGGCUGCCAUGGCAACAGGGGCUGUUGAGCAAAGGUGUUCCCGCCCUCUGGUCCUCGUCGAUCAACCAAUCAAUCAAUCGUCGCUCGCUCGCUCGAAGGGACUGAAGCGGGAAAGGAUCGGAGGGGCGGAGUCAUGCCGGCCCGCUUCGUCGCCACCUCUGAUUGGCCGUGGCUGUCGGGAGGGGGCGCGGCCUGCGUCCGGUGACGCCGGGCGCUGCUCUGCUGGCGAGAUUAGCCGCUUGCGAGCGAGCAGCUUUUGUUUGCGCCGCUCCUUUUGCUGCUUCUCUUGCUUUCCAUUUUGCUGCUAGGACGUCGGCGCGGGCGCGUGCUCGUGGGAAACCGAGCCACCGUGCUUGCGCGGACCUGUCCGAUGCUACGCUGCGGGGGAUGUGCACGCGCAGAGAUCUGGCCUGCGCGCCGUGGGCUCUUCUCCUAUUGGCCGACGCCUCCGGAGUGCUCGGGGUCACGACCGCUUGAGGCGAAGGACGGAAGGAAAUUGGAAGGAGACAGGAAGUAAACAACAGAAGGGAUCCAACCAAGAAGGGAAAACGGGCAGCAAGCAGGAAGUAAAUAAAAGAAGCCCCACCCCCCCCAAAAAAGAGGAAACGGACAACAAAGUCGGCCCCGCCCCCACUUCCUGUCAGCUGAACGCCGAUGCCGUCUCCGCCCACGAUGACGGGCUGAUCUCCCCCGCCCACCCCACCACGGCAUGGCCUUGACCAAUCGGUCAUCGGUGCGGCCGUCGCUGCUCCUGCUCACUUCCUGGUUCCUGUGUGCCGCCUCAUCAUUCCCGCGAGACUUACAAGCUAUCAGCGUGUUGGAUGAGUCUGGAGACUUCCCAGUGUUCCAAAGUAUGCUGCAGGAUAACCAAACGCGCCGGCUGGGUCUCCACUUCCAAGGGAUGACGCGCGUCAACCGCAUGCUCUUCAUCACCGCCAGGGAUCACGUGUUUGCGGUCAAUCUGACAACGGCGGCGGAGGCCUUCGUACCUCAGAUGACGCUGACGUGGCGCGCCGCAGAUGUGAGCAAGUGCGCCGUCCGCGGGAAAGAUGGCGACGAGUGUUACAACUACAUCAAAGUUUUGGUGCCGCGCGACGACGAGACGCUGUUUGUGUGCGGCACAAACGCGUUCAACCCGGCGUGCCGCAACUACAAGAUGAGCACGUUGGAGCAGGUGGGCUCGGACCUGCCGGGUCAGGCGCGCUGUCCCUUCGAGUCGGGCCAGUCCAACGCGGGAACGUUCGCCGGCGGAGACUUCUACUCGGCCACCGUGACCGACUUCCUGGCCAGCGACGCCGUCAUCUACCGCAGCCUGGGAGACGGACGUCCCGUCCUCAGGACCGUCAAGUACGACUCCAAGUGGCUUCGAGAGCCUCGCUUCCUGCACGCCGUGGAAUACGGGAGGUUCGUCUACUUUUUCCUGAGCGAGAUCGCGGCGGAGUACACCACCUUGGGGAAGGUGGUCUUCUCUCGGGUGGCCAGAGUCUGCAAGAACGACAACGGCGGCUCCCCGAGAGUUCUGGACAAGCACUGGACCUCCUUCCUCAAGGCUCGUCUGAACUGUUCCCUUCCCGGAGAGUCUCUGUUCUACUUCGACGUUCUCCAGUCGCUGACCGGCGUUCUGCAGAUCAACGGACGCCCCGCCGUGUUAGCCGUGUUCACCACGCAGGCUAACAGCAUUCCAGGCUCGGCGGUGUGCGCGUUCUACAUGGACGACGUGGAGGAAGUGUUUAGCGGGAAGUUCAAGGAACAACGCGGCAGCGACUCGUCGUGGACGGCCGCGCCCGAGGACGCCGUGCCUCGGCCGCGGCCCGGCUCGUGCGCGGGCGACGGGCCGGCCGCCGACUUCAAAUCUUCGGUGGAUUUCCCGGACGAGACCCUGGCGUUCGUCAAAUCAUUUCCGCUGAUGGACGGCGCCGUGCCCGCCGUCAACCGGCGGCCAUUUUACACCAGGACGGCCAGCGGGUCCAAGUUGACGCAGAUCGCCGCCGACGUGUCGGCGGGUCCGCGCAAGGAGCGCGCGGUGGUGUUCCUGGGCUCAGAGGACGGGAGGGUCGCCAAGGUUCUGCUCGACACGCUUCCCCACGCCGCCUGGGGCGCCAGACUCCUAGAGGACAUCGACGUCUACGACCCCGACAGGUGCGACCUCGGCGUCCGGGAGGAGGAGGACCGCAGGGUUUUGGGACUGGAGCUGGACAAGGAGCACCACGCCUUGUUUGUGGCAUUCGGCAGCUGCUUGGUGCGGGUGCCGCUGAGCCGAUGCGGACGGCACGGCGCGUGCAAGAGGGCCUGUCUGACCUCCCGUGACCCCUACUGCAUCUGGCUGCGCACGGGACGCUGUGCCGACGCGGCGCCCGGCUUCAAGGCGGGCUUCGAGCAGGACAUCGAGGGAGACCACUCCAACAUGGCCGCCUGCGCCGCCGAUGUCUCAACGACCUCCCGCGACCGAGAAAUGGCCGCCGACUCAGCUUACGGAGUGCGCGGCGCUGCGGCCGGCGAGGAAGACUCCGCCUCUCGCGUCCACUACACUUUGCUGAUCGCCUGCGCGCUCCUGGCCUUCUCGCUGGGCGCCGCCUCCUCGGGCCUCCUGGUGUUGCGCUUCCGCGGCGGCGGCUGCCGAGACGCCCGGCGGAACGGGACGUUCGAUAAAGACCCGGAGGCCUCGCUGCCCGGCGCCUCGUCCCCGCCCCCUCUCGCCAAGCUCGGCGGACUCCCGGACCCCGCGCCCGAGGAGGACAAAACGGCCGCGUCUCCCGGACCCGACGGCCGAGACUCCGAUCCCGUGACCGCGCGCCACCGACUGCCUGCGGCGGAGCCCCGAGUCACCCUGACGCGGGGGGACGGCGAGCUCGGGGCUCUCCCCGCGCCAAACUCCGGCUCGGAGUACCCUUGGCAGAUGAAGAGCUGGGACGACCCCGCCCCCUUUGCGGCAGUGACCGGGGCCGAGCGGCCGGCUCCGCCCGCGUUCCCGCCCACUCAUCUCUGCGGCGACGGCCAGCCGUCGGCGGACGUUUCGGCGUUGGACGACCUUCUCAGGCACAUCCAGCAGGUCAGCGCAAGGGGCGACGGGGGCAUCAGGGUCCUGACGUCCGCCUCAUCGGGGCACCUUCAUCCUCCUCCUCCUCCUCGCGGCAAGACGCGGGCCCUCAGCUUUAACCGCCGCCAUCAGCCCGCGUCCGUGACGGAAGCCUUACCGCUGAAGGCUAACGGCGCCAUCUUGCCGCAGCGCGUCAUCCCGGAGGCGCCCGUCCGGCCUCGGGGCCCCGCCCUCGUCAAGAUAGGCGGCAACCUGCCGCGCCGCCGCAGUUUCAACCGGGGGGCGGCGCCGUCGAGACAGCGGUUGCUGGCCAGAAUGAACUCCUACAACAGCGGCGGGCCCUCGGCACCGCCCGCGCCCGCCGGCGGGGGCCGACGGCGUGCGCCGGCGGCGGCCUGCCUGACGCGUCAGCACAGUUACAGCGAAGGAGUCCACUUGCGGCGCGCCAACGUUCCGGUCACGAACGCUAGCGCCGUGCGCCGCGCCGUCUCGCUCAAGCCCAAGCUGCCGCCCAAGCCUCUGUUUCUUCCCGACGUGCCCACUUUGUUCGCGUCGGAACCGUCCGGCCGCUGAUUGCGGCAGCAAAGGAAGCUACGUCGACGCCGCCACCAGCAGCUUUUGUACCACAUUGGUAUGCGAAGGGUCGUGGGGUCAGCACGAAACGGCACUGAUUCAAAUGUGAAGCCAAUAAAUGACUUGAAGACGUUAGCGAGCCCGAGCGUUUGUUCCAAAAAAGGUUUUGCCACGUGUGUUUGUCAACCAAAUAAGCACGACGUCACUUUGCAUUUGAGCUUUUCCUCCGGCAAGCCGACAAAGGAAGCGGGGGGGCCAAUGUGACCUCUGACCUCUGCUUGUCGCUUGU
Hippocampus zosterae (dwarf seahorse) is the source of this 4000-nucleotide messenger RNA. RefSeq names its product semaphorin-6D-like. The transcript has 25 exons. The record is from RefSeq and is a predicted model, not a curated record. Gene Ontology annotation, molecular function: semaphorin receptor binding; chemorepellent activity. The coding region runs from base 811 to 3711 and encodes 966 amino acids. Lineage: Eukaryota; Metazoa; Chordata; Actinopteri; Syngnathiformes; Syngnathidae. Gene Ontology annotation, biological process: neural crest cell migration; negative regulation of axon extension involved in axon guidance; positive regulation of cell migration.